Messenger RNA from Anopheles arabiensis, 2819 nucleotides. Its product is annotated as F-box/LRR-repeat protein 16. Bases 388 to 2091 code for a protein of 567 amino acids. Gene Ontology annotation, molecular function: protein binding. The transcript is spliced from 6 exons. Lineage: Eukaryota; Metazoa; Arthropoda; Insecta; Diptera; Culicidae. The record is from RefSeq and is a predicted model, not a curated record.
AAAGUGCCCAGCACCAGUCGAAGGUUGCCCGUGGUUCGGUUCGUUUCGCUCUGUGGCUGUGGUGUUUUCUGCUUCGCGGUGUUCAUAUGCAGCGCUGUGUCUGUGUACUGUGGUGUUCGAGCUUCGACUAGAAUCCACGGGUGAUUGAAGUGAGCUGUGCGUGUGUGGUGCUAGUGUUGGCGUUCUCUAUCCCAGCAAGCAUUGGUUUGGGUGAAACGUGAAAAAAAGAAAAAGGCUCCGAUCAACGGAAAAGUGGUGACCGAGUGACCCCCGGUGCGAGUGUGUUUGUGUGUGCCUACGCAAAAGUGGCCCACGGCACUUGGCCACUUUCGGGAGUGUGUGUGCGUGUGUUUGUGUGUGAGUGUGUGUACCGCGGCUUCGUGCUGAAUGUUGAAGAUGUCCUCCAUAUCCGCCCAGGGAGUGGUUGAGCGUGCCUCGGCCGAACUAUCGAAACGCAUCAACGGCCUUGGGCUGCGGUCGAAGCACCAUCAUGGCAGUGGCGGUGGUGGCGGCGGCGGCGGUGGCAAGUCGGGCGAGAAGGCCAGCGUGAUGGAGCGCGUCACGAACGUGCUGUGCGGUGGCAGCAGCUCCAGCAACUCCAGCAACGCCGCCAAUCUCUCCAUCCAAACCGCCGGCCAGUCACAGUCGGGCGGUGGUGGAGGCAUCACUGGCGGAGGUGGUGGUGGUGGCCACGCUCCCGAGAAACCGUCCCGUGUGUCCAACACAACCGGGGGAGGUAACAGUGCGGGCGGCAAGGGCUCGAUGCUUGGCAUGGGCGCGGGACCUGGUGGCAAAUCGCAGUCCAACACACCGCAGUCGCUGCGCAAGAUUGGCCACCAGCAGCAUGGCGGCGGCAUGAACCAUCACCAUCUCGGGGGAGCGGGCAAGAUGGGCCAGUCGCAGCUGGCCCUGCCGCAGAUACUGACGAUCGAGCAGCUGCUGCAGGACGAACGCUUCCUGGCCCGGUUCUUCCUGUACUUUACGUCGUACGAGCGGUGCACGCUGGCGCAGGUCUGCCAGAAGUGGCGCGAUCUGCUGUACCGCAGCCCGCGCUACUGGAGCGGCCUGGUGCCGGUGCUGCAGUGUCGCGAGCUGCGCCAGACCACCAACCAGGACCGGGUGAAGCUGUACAACUCGCUGAUUCGGCGCAGCUUCCACGCCGUCUGUCUGAUGGGAGCGACCGACGAGGAUGCGCUGGAUUUGGUACAUUCGUUCCCGCUCGCCUCGAAACACGUCCACUCGCUGAGUCUGCGGUGCUCGUCGAUCAGCGAUCGGGGUCUGGAGGCACUGCUGGAUCACUUACAGUCCCUGUUCGAGCUGGAGCUGGCCGGAUGUAAUGAGAUUACCGAGGCCGGUCUGUGGGCGUGCCUGACGCCAAGGAUAGUGUCACUCUCGCUGGCGGAUUGCAUCAAUGUGGCCGACGAAGCGGUCGGAGCCGUCGCACAACUGUUGCCUUCACUGUAUGAAUUUUCGCUGCAGGCCUACCACGUGACAGACGCAGCGUUAGGUUACUUUUCGCCCAAGCAAAGCCACAGCCUAAGCAUUCUCCGGUUGCAGUCCUGCUGGGAGCUUACGAACCACGGUGUCGUCAACAUUGUACACUCUCUGCCACAUUUGACCGUGCUGUCGCUGUCCGGCUGCAGCAAGGUGACGGAUGACGGUGUGGAGCUGAUUGCGGAAAACCUCCAGAAGCUAAGGGCACUCGAUCUGUCCUGGUGCCCCCGGAUAACGGAUGCCGCCCUCGAGUACAUUGCCUGUGAUCUGAACCAGCUGGAGGAGCUAACGCUGGAUCGCUGCGUGCACAUCACCGACAUCGGCGUGGGCUACAUCUCCACGAUGCUGUCGCUGUCCGCCCUGUUCCUGCGCUGGUGCACCCAGAUCCGGGACUUUGGCCUGCAGCAUCUCUGCUCGAUGCGCAACCUGCAGGUGCUGUCCCUGGCCGGCUGCCCGCUGCUCACCUCGUCCGGCCUGUCCAGCCUGAUCCAGCUGCGCCACCUGCAGGAGCUGGAGCUGACCAACUGUCCCGGCGCGUCCCAGGAGCUGUUCGGCUACCUUCGCGAGCAUCUGCCCCGCUGUCUGCUGAUCGAAUAAUCCCAUUCCGGGCACCAACCGCGCAACUCGACCGCCGUUCGAUGACACGUGCAAGCGAGAUCUUCGCUGCCGACGUUCGCUUCCUCCUUCCCGCUUGCUUUCGCUCUCGUUGGAACGUUUUUUGGAGCGAGCUGGAAAGAGGGAAAGCUGCGAACAAAGCUGAUUGGCCUACGCAAAACCUGCCCUCUCUACAUCCAACCCUCUGCCGAUUGUGUUUGGCGGAGACUAACCGGAGGUUGGGAUUUAGUAAUUGUAACGUUUAAUUAGACAGGGAGCGAGGGACGGUGGUGGAACAUUCAGUUUAGUUUUCUUUUCUUUUUAUGUGAGCUUCUUUGCUCUUCUUUUUAACGCAAUUCAUAGGGCAGCUGCCAGCUAAUGCGUAGUUUUUGCAACACUAUUUUUACAUACCUUUUUACAUGCAUACUUUCGUGGCUUGUAAACGGAAUAGUCACUUUAGCCAUCGACUCCAACAAAUGCAGGAGAGAGGAAAACUAUUUGUAUGGCAACCACGAAUACUUACUGAUUGGUUUUUUAAGUGUACAGCCCUGAUCUCACUUGUUAAAGGCCCCCUCGAGCAAGGAAACUCAAAAUUAAUGUUAACUUAAAACAGGACAGCAAAAUGGGUAGAAUAUGAAAAGGGCAACAAAGGGAAAGAGUAAGCCUGCAAUUGCUAAAACAAAACAAAACAAAAAGAAAACAAAAAUAAUCUAAUUUUGUCGAAUGUUAAA